This is a messenger RNA of Tigriopus californicus, 1807 nucleotides long. RefSeq lists its product as uncharacterized. The coding region runs from base 876 to 1316 and encodes 146 amino acids. The transcript is spliced from 3 exons. The record is from RefSeq and is a predicted model, not a curated record. NCBI's taxonomy places the organism in Eukaryota, Metazoa, Arthropoda, Copepoda, Harpacticoida, Harpacticidae.
CAUUCCAUAAGAUUUAAGUGGUUACAACUAGACGAAUCAAAAUCUUUCAUUUUAAUCAUGCUGGGGAUGCAGAAAUUCGCAGAGAUUAGCAGAGAUUGCAGAGAUUAGAAAAACCUAAACAAUACCAAACCAAAAGAUAGAAUUGCUUAAAGUGUCUGAAUGCCAUGCGGAAGUAAAAAAGAAAGCACAACAACAAGGGAAAAGAAGUUGCGAACAAAACAGAUUAGAACUAACAUGGCAAAACAGCUAAGUGUUCGAAAUUGUGAAAAAAAUAAGAAACACGUCGAAAAAAAGGAAACUGAUGUGGUGCAAAUGCUUUUAUAUUUUUUAUCAUGAAACUAACUCGUUAUCCAACUACUGUAAAUCCCAUUUCUACCCUGGCUUAGAAAACAAUUCACAGUUGAGCCUAAAAAUAAUUUGAAACGAGACAUUAAGAAGUGCCUAUGUUUUUACCCCUUUUUGGAAGAAUUUAUCGCCGUCACGUAGUUCUGUUACAAAAUAUCAGCGAAAGUGGACCACCUUUCUUUGCCUAAUUUGAAGACUCUCACUACCUUUUGGUCACCCCUUUGGCGGUUUUCACGACUUUGUUCCGAGGUCUGCUGAUUCAUGCUCUAGAUAGUCAAACACCGGAUGAAACUCUUUUCCCUGCAUAACUUGUCUUUUGUAAUGGGGUAUUACCCUUCGUUCUUGUUAAUGCCCCUUAGUUUGGGACGCCAGAAAAACCUGACGUAUCUAGCAAGCCCACACAUGCUUCCGGCAAACGGCGAGGUCAGGUGCGCUUCACCUUCAUAACAUCUUCUUUCUUGAUGUUUUCAAAUCAUUGACCAGUUACUUUCCGACUGGUUAACUGGAAAGAAGUAAAGAAGAGAGCAGCAAUGGCCUAUAUCACAUAUCUGUGGACACUUUGUGUUGUAAGCAUGGUUACUGCUCAACUGAGCCAUAAUCAACCCGAAGAAAAUUACUACUCACACAACCAAGUGUCACCAGCUUCCGAUCCAAGUAAUCCUUGGGCUAAUUAUCAAAACCAUAUCCAACCUCCUCAUUAUCAUACAUAUUCUAACGUGGAUCGUCAGGGCAUCUUGAACAACCCAGAGGGCGUGGCCAUUGCUGUCGUGGCGGCAGGUGGAGCCGUGGGAUUGGGCGGUCUUGGCUUGGCUGUGGCAGAUACAAGACAAACCACGAAUCGACUUACUCAACGACAAGAUCAGAUUUGCUCGAAUACCCGGGAAAUUGCCACUCAGCUGAAUGCUGUGGUGCAAGCCCUCGUUUCGACCAUUAGCAUUUCUGCCGAUGUUAGCUCCUGUAGCCGCGCCUAGAGAUGGAGGGAGAAUUCCCCAAUGUGGAGCAAACUUUCAAUUUAAUCCGAUCUUCGAUCCCCACAGUCAAUUGCUAAGUGUGUCCAAUAUUUGUGUUAUGUUUGAUCUAAACGUCAACUGACAUACGCGUUCACGUCUCAUGUUGAGAUUGCUCAAUUUAAAGCUAGAGAAAUUUCCAAUUGAUCUUCCACACCGAUGAAGGCCGAUCAGAAAUGAACUCCAAUCGUUGCAAAUUUAAUGUACUCCUUCAAGGAGAGUUGUUACUUUGCUGUAUUACUCCAUAACAGUCUGAGACUGACUGGACUUUAUGGCGUGACUCAGUAGAUUAAAGCAGUAGUGAAAAUAUGUAUCCAUUUUCUCGAAGGUAUUCACAUCCCAUAACAUGAAACUUUUCUUAGUCUUUUGUUGUCGAGUGAAAUGCCCAUGACCCAUGCUCUAUUAUAUACAGCGUGUAAUAAAUAAUGCAUGUUAUUAUAGUUUGCUUUUGUUUU